CCCUCCUGCACACUAAUGGUUCGUUCCGCGUGGACUCCACAGAGAUCCUGUAGCUUCUCUGGGUUUAACCGUGACGCUCGGCUCCGUUUAUUGCUGGGGAGCCCACAGUGGGCAAGUAAAACCGAAGUGUCAACGCAGAACAAACGGAACGGUAGCCUGUCAGGACAGAGGACAAACAUGGAUGAAGAGGAGACAUUUGUCAGUAUUGAUCUGAAUGAUGACAACAUCUGCAGUGUCUGCAAAGAGGAAACAGAAACUGGGACUCUGUCCUUCUGCCACAUCUGCUUUGAACUCAGCAUUGAAGGUGUCUCCACCACUGUACUGUUGCACUCCAAGUCCCUCCGAGGCCACAGAGACUGCUUUGAGAAAUGCCAUCUCAUCGCCAACCAGAAGCUGUCCCAUUCCAAGGUCUCCCAAAGUGCCUAUGAAGGUCUGAAGCUCGCCUUGAGCCAGAAACUCAACCGCAUCAUCCGCUUUGCCCAGAACAAAGACGCCGUUUCCUCCAGCGGCUGCACCAAGCGCGGAGCCAGGUUUCUCUGUUACAGCCCGCACGGCGACUGCAAGCUGCUGCCGCAGUCUGAGGCUCAGGUCCCGCGCUACACGCCCCGCUGGGACUGGGCCAAGGCCACAGGCCUGCCCGAAUGCACAGAGGGGAUGCUGGGAGAGCAGCCUGCAGAGGAGCUGGAGCUCCUGCAGGAGUCCCAGCCUGAUGCUUGGAGCAGCGCUGGCAGGACAGAUCUGCGCCGUCAGAUCCAGUCUUCAGGAGGACAGCUGCAGCAUCGGCAGCAACACCACAGCAGAGAGAAAUUGAUCCAGAUGAGCACGGAUGAGCUCCAUCUUCUGAGCAGCCAGCUGCUGAAGCAGAUUCAAAAUGUUUUCGAGCAGCUGACGGCGGCGGUGCAGGAGAAGGACGCCUUGGCAUCGGAGCUGCGUGUGCGUCACAUCGCCAUUGAGCAGCUGUUCAAGAACUGUGCCAAAGUGCCCUGGCUGCAGAUAAGCAGAGCGGGCUUUAAGGCUGGCGGCAGCAGCAGCAGCAGCAGCAGCAGCAGCAGCUGUCCUGUGGAGUGACGGCAGAGGAAACUCACUGCUGGAACCUAAGGGUGCAGAUCAGUCAGGAGACUUUUGCCGCUCUGUGAUGGACCGCAUGGGCUUCACACACAGUCUGUGUUUCUAGCUGCAGUGGUGACACAAGGAUUUCUGGGGGUUUGCUCAGGCCUGAUCCCCAUACAUCCCAUAAUCAUGUAGAGGGUGUGAACAUCCACUUAAUGGACAUUUUUCUUUCAGAAGACUUUUCAGUCUUUUUCUCCUACCACCCUCAGAGCACAACAGAAGGCGGAUUAUAUAGGCGUCUCUUAUAGCUGUAAGUUUGGACUUUGUAUCCAUUUCAUUGAACUUGAGGUGUGAUUUUACCCAUCAUCCCACCAUCAAUCUUGAGCUGUCCUUCACAUUUUCAGACAGGACUUUUGCAGAUGAUGGUUCGCUGUUUUACUUUUAAAGACAAAGUUUCAUUUUAAACUAUACACUAGCAUGCCGCCUUCAUGCUGCUCUGAUUGGACUUGGUUAACGAAUGAAACGUCUUCGUCUCUGGCUCUGUUGUGUUUUAGCAGGAGAAUAUUUGAAACCAAAAUAUGAAUGAAAUGUAGAAAGUGUGCGUUGAAAGAAAGGAGCAGAUCGGACUUUGAAGCAAUAGUGGAGCCAUCGUCUACGGCUUCACGCUCCCCUUUUAUGGUAAAAAUGAGGAAGAGGAGAACCUUUCUGUCAAACCAAAGUGUGUAUUUAUUGUGUCUUCUCCCCUCAUCACAGUCAGGCAUGAACCGGUGCGUUGUGUGUUUGCUGAAAUGCUUUGUUGGAUGAAGCUGUAGUCUGUCCUCCUUCUCCUCCUCUUCCUCGUCUUUCAUGGUCCUGGUUUGCAGCUGCCCGCUCUCCCGUUUCCAUGUGGGAGUGUGGGCCUGAUGUCAAAGCAAUACAGGAAGACGGUCUGCCACUGUGCCUAUGGGAGGAAGAUGUUAGAAUCCUAUGCAAGAUCUAAAUCCGCCUUAAUGAAGAGUUGCUGGGACUGAGGUGUUAGAAGUUGCGUAAGCAGGGACAUGUUGAAGUGGUGUCGUGUUUAGAAAUGCUUGGCAUUGUUUGGAUAACUAGUUCUCUUUGUAAGAGAGUAGAUGCAUUUAGCCCAUUUUAGGGGUUUCAGAGAGGUUUGACUCCAUUCCAACUUUUCAUUAUUCUAUUUAUAUGUUUUCAGUGAGUUUGAGGGUUUCCAAAAACUGACUUUGUGGGUUCCGGAGAACCUUUGUUCAUGUCUGGGAUGUCUGCUUUGGCUUUUUUUUUUGUGUGAGCUUUAACUGAAGAUGCAAGCAUCAAUGUUACAUUUGACCCUUCAGUGCUUUGUUUAGGUUGUUUUGCUGUUUCUGUAUUGAUUUUACUGACUGUGAACUCUGUGAGAAUGUCACAUUUUCUCAUUUCUUAAUAAAAAAAUGAUCAUUUUUACAA
Messenger RNA from Oryzias latipes (Japanese medaka), 2487 nucleotides. RefSeq names its product chromosome 14 C21orf91 homolog (gene c14h21orf91). The record is from RefSeq and is a predicted model, not a curated record. NCBI's taxonomy places the organism in Eukaryota, Metazoa, Chordata, Actinopteri, Beloniformes, Adrianichthyidae.